Molecule: messenger RNA, 1778 nt
Organism: Eurytemora carolleeae
Lineage: Eukaryota; Metazoa; Arthropoda; Copepoda; Calanoida; Temoridae
Gene: tws
Product: protein phosphatase PP2A 55 kDa regulatory subunit
Exons: 17
Coding region: 157-1488 (443 amino acids)
Biological process (GO): peptidyl-serine dephosphorylation
Cellular component (GO): protein phosphatase type 2A complex; cytosol
Molecular function (GO): protein phosphatase regulator activity; protein binding
Source: RefSeq, a predicted model, not a curated record
CUGUGACGUCACAUUGUUCUGCCGCCAUUGGGUAGGUCUCCUGUGUAACCUUUGGCGUGUAAAAUCCAUUUUCAUCUAUGUUUGCCUUCACAAUUUUAAUGCUCUGACAUAAACUGUGAUAUCUGAUAAUUCUAAGAUUCAAGGUUGACUACAAAAAUGGCUACUCCAGGCAAUAGUGACAUUCAGUGGUGUUUCUCUCAAGUUAAAGGAACUCUUGACGAUGAUGUAACAGAAGCGGAUAUUAUAUCUUGUGUCGAGUUUAAUCAAGACGGAGAACUUCUUGCUACAGGGGAUAAGGGCGGUAGAGUUGUUAUUUUUCAGAGGGAUGCCGCGAGCAAGGCGAGUAUACCGCGCCGAGGAGAGUACAAUGUGUACAGCACCUUCCAGUCCCAUGAGCCAGAGUUUGAUUAUCUCAAGUCCCUGGAGAUUGAAGAGAAAAUAAACAAGAUCCGGUGGCUGAAGCGUAAAAAUCCAGCACACUUUUUACUUUCCACAAAUGAUAAAACAAUUAAAUUGUGGAAAGUGAGUGAGAGGGAUAGAAGAGCCGAGGGAUACAAUCUCAAAGAGGAAAAUGGAACUAUCAGAGAUCCUUCGUCCAUCAAAUCUCUAAGAGUCCCCGUACUGAAGCCUAUGGACCUGAUGGUUGAAGCCUCACCUCGCAGAAUAUUUGCUAACGCCCACACCUACCAUAUAAACUCUAUUUCUGUCAAUUCGGAUCAGGAAACUUAUCUAUCCGCGGAUGAUCUUCGGAUCAAUCUCUGGCAUAUGGAGAUCACAGAUCAAUCCUUUAACAUAGUAGAUAUCAAACCUGCAAACAUGGAGGAAUUGACUGAGGUGAUCACUGCCUCCGAAUUCCAUCCAAAGAUUAAUGAAACUGAUUAUUAUUUAGGAACUAUUCGACUGUGUGAUAUGAGACAGGCGGCGCUCUGUGAUAGUCACGCCAAAAUGUUUGAAGAACCAGAAGACCCGACCAAUCGAUCUUUUUUCUCUGAAAUUAUCUCCUCGAUUUCUGAUGUCAAGUUCUCCAACUCUGGUAGAUACAUGAUCUCCAGAGACAAAUUUCUGAAAGCCUUUCUUUGGAUGUUGAAAAAUAAAGUAUACUUAUUUAACCAUGUGAAGGUGCACGAGUACCUAAGGUCGAAGCUGUGUUCACUCUACGAGAACGACUGCAUCUUCGAUAAAUUCGAAUGCUGCUGGAACGGAACAGACUCAGCAAUUAUGACCGGCAGCUACAACAAUUUCUUCAGAAUGUUUGACCGGAGUUCACGGAAGGAGGUGACACUAGAAGCCUCCAGAGAUGUUGCCAAGCCAAAGACAAUGCUCAAACCGAGAAAGGUCUGCUCUGGCGGUAAGAGGAAGAAGGAUGAGAUCAGCGUCGACUGCUUAGACUUCAACAAGAAGAUACUCCACACUGCCUGGCAUCCUCAGGAAAAUAUUAUAGCUGUUGCUGCCACAAACAACCUGUUCUUAUUCCAAGAGAAAAACUAAACUCAAAUCUGUUCUAUAUAUUCAGAUUAGAUGUUGGCCUGAGAACCUGAUACAACAGCAGCAAUCUAGUGAUACUCAAACCUUUUCAUAUUACUGAGAAGUAAAACAUUGGAUUGUGUGGACACCAUAGGCCAAGUCUCAAACCAGAUAUUAGUACAAGUUAUCCCGGUAGAAGUCAACUGUGGUAUUUAAACCAAGAUUUACGAUAUACAAGGUUCUGCAAUACACAUUCUAGUUUCACGGGAAUAUUUUCAAUUUUCAACAUUUAUUCAAGUUCCUUUAACAAAGAA